This is a messenger RNA of Fibroporia radiculosa, 1032 nucleotides long. RefSeq lists its product as uncharacterized. The coding region runs from base 1 to 1032 and encodes 343 amino acids. Lineage: Eukaryota; Fungi; Basidiomycota; Agaricomycetes; Polyporales; Fibroporiaceae. The transcript has 12 exons. The record is from RefSeq and is a predicted model, not a curated record.
AUGUACUGGGAAAGUUGUGCUCUGAUUAUUGUUUCGGUCGGUAGCAUUGGGCCGCAGAUCCUAGGCACCCUCUUCAAUUGGGGACUGCUCGGAGUGCUCAACAUGCAAGUGUAUCUUUAUGCCGUUUCGUUUCCGCGUGAUCCGCUGUUCUUCAAGUGCAUGGUAUAUAUCUUGCUUGUCUACGAGUGGAUCGAAACCGGUCUGAUCACCGCCUCAUUCUUCCGUGUCUACUUAUAUAACUACGGCAACCCGGAAGCUGUAAUCGGCUUUGAGUACACCUGGUUUGCGGUCCCUGUCAUGGGAGCCAUUGUAUCCGCCGUGGUACAGAUAUUCUUUGCCUGGCGUAUCUACAUUCUGUCUAAACUCAAAUUGUUAGCGGGAGGUAUUAUCUUACUGAGCCUCCUUCAAUCGGGUGCUGGCCUGGCGGGCGGUGCUAAGCUUGACCGUCUUCCCGCUAUUGAUGCCACGCGCUUGGCCGAGCCCGAGCUGAUCACCUGGCUUGUAACAAGCGGCGUCGUCGACCUCGUAAUCGCGAUAUCCAUGACAAUUUUAUUAAUUUCCUCCAAGACUGGCAUCAAGAGUACUGGUGCAAUGAUUGACCGCAUUGUCCGUAUGGGUAUUGAAACCGGUAAGCUCACUGCCACGCUGGCUAUCGUUUGUGCUAUCGUUGCAAAUGUUCCUCCUGUCAACCAAACACUUGUUUUCGAAUGCAUGGCUCUCGUUCUUGUCAAGUUAUAUGCCAACACACUCCUCACGAAUCUCAAUAGCCGCACGCUCGUUAUGAGGUCCUCGUCCGCCGAAGAAUCGUUCUCUGUCAACCGAUUAGAACUUCAGGUUCGCACUGAGACGAGCAUCACGGACUUCGAACGGUCUUCAGGCGGAAGAGCCCUCAAAGGAUCAGCUACAUUCGGAUCCAAAGGUCUCGAAGAUGAGGACGUGCAUAGCGACCAUAGCCACACCCGGCCGCAGGCAGGCAUCCGCGUUCAUAAGGAAAUUGUAUGCGAUAACAUCUAUCAACAGACUUCCAUAUGA